Molecule: messenger RNA, 2608 nt
Organism: Coccinella septempunctata (seven-spotted ladybird)
Lineage: Eukaryota; Metazoa; Arthropoda; Insecta; Coleoptera; Coccinellidae
Exons: 9
Coding region: 229-2355 (708 amino acids)
Biological process (GO): regulation of transcription by RNA polymerase II
Cellular component (GO): nucleus
Molecular function (GO): DNA-binding transcription factor activity, RNA polymerase II-specific; RNA polymerase II cis-regulatory region sequence-specific DNA binding
Source: RefSeq, a predicted model, not a curated record
GUAACGUAACUCGUCCUAACCUCAAAUGUAGUUUGAAGUUUGAAAAUAACAUUACCGUAGAUAGAGAACAUUACCCAUCUAACCCAUCAUUGAAAGACAAAUGAGUUUCGUUUGAAAUUCGGUUUUUAAUUUAAGGCUCUGACUUGGGAUGUUUAAUGAAAUUUCGUGAAAAGUGAGAUUUUCAAACAGUCAUCCGUUGGUGGAAUAUUAUUGUUCAACAGCUACGUGAUGAAAACAAAAAAACUUAAAAUUUCGAAAAAAGAUGGGGGUUUGAAACACGCUGGUGGAAUUUCGGAGUUGCCUAUUGAAAAAAGUGAUCAUGAUACCGAGAUGACAAACGUUUCAGUUGAAGAAAUUGAUUCUAAAAAUGAAGGGACUGUUUCUAUCGUUCCAUCCUCAAACAAGGCUUCGCGGAGAUCCAAAGAAGGUGAAAACGAUAACGAUGCUUCAUCUGAUAGGCAGUAUGAAAAAAAGAAGAAGAAAAGGAAACAUAAUUGUAAUUUGGAUGAUGCCAAAUUCAAUACUGAUAUCACAGAGGAUAAUACUAGUGAAAUGCAUUCUUCUGAUAUAAAUACAAAAGCUGUUGAUGGUGUAGUUGAAGUCAAGAAAACGAAAAAACUUGAUGAUCCUAAUCCAAGAAAGAAAGCAAUAAAAAAUGAAGGGUCCGAGAAUAUUAAUUCGCAAGAAUGGGUUAAAGAUGACUCAUUUGUCUCUAUAUAUCCUGAAUCUCCAAAGAAAAGAAAAGUUGCUUCUGACGAUUUGCCCGAGAAAAAGGAAAGGAAAAAGAAAAAGGGGAAUAUGUCUCUGUUCAUUUCGCCUGCUCUCCUAGCCGGUUUGACACCUGAUACUAGCCACCCUGCUCAAGCAUGUAAAGAAGAAGAAGAAGAAUCAUCAGAAAACCAACCAAAGAAGAAAAAACAUGACAAAUGUUUGAAUUCUCAGUUCGCAGAUGCACCUGAAGGAAAAUCUACAUCUUGUUCGGAAUCGAAAACAAUGUUUCAAUCAAAAAAGAGCAGCAAGCUUCCCACUAUACCCAAUUCAGUGUUGGAUAAUUUAUUAUUAAAAUUUGAUAAAAUUGUUGAGGAAGAUAAAAAAAAACAAGAAGAGAUUGAGGCAGCUAAAAACAAGUGUCUGUAUGUCAAGAAAAAGGAGAAAAAAUGUAGCCAGGACAGUAGUGAAGAUGAAAACUUAGAAAUAGCUAGAAGAGAUGGUCCUACCACAAAUAAAAAAAAGAUUAUUGAAUUAAUGAAGGAAACUAAAUCUAUUGAAAGAAUAAAAGAUGAACUGAAUAUGGAGACUGACAAUGUAGAAUAUCAGAAAUUGAAAACAAUCAAAUUCGAAGUACCUUGGCCUCUACCUACUAUACAUAAAAUCGCACGCCAUGUCAGUGUUUCACCUACUGCCGAACAGAGGAAACAACUUGAAGGCGCAGGUAUCAAAUUGAAACUAGGUAAAUAUACUAAGGAAGAAGAUGCAAAAAUAAAGAAAAAUUGGCAACUAUUUUGUCAGUACCAUGGUUGGGAUGUUGAUAAUUACAUUCCUUUCCUCCUUGGCAGCCAGCAAUCCAGAUAUGGUUAUAUUCCCACUAAGAAAUUCAAAAAAUUCGUUCAAUUCAUUUCACAUAAUUUCGAAGAUAGAUUAAUGUAUAACAUUUAUAUACGUUUCAAGAGAAUAUUUGGCCAAAAGGAACGUAGGAAUUUCACACCCGAAGAUGAUGAAAUUAUCCUCGAAUAUUUGAACACAUCGAAGGCAACAAAACCAUUUGCAGACCUUGCUAAUUUGUUGAAAAGGCCGCGUAUUGCCGUACUCAAAAGAUAUCAAAAACUUAUCACUGACCAAUUAUUCGACCCUGAAAGAAUUUAUUGGGAUAAAUGUCGCACCAAAAAACUAUUUCUGACAAUGUUAGAAGUAACAGGUGUUAAGGAAUUUUCAGAUUUGAAAGAACGUCGUAUAACUGGUGAAGAAUGGAAAAAAAUAUCUACGAGAAUGGACAUUCCUUCCGAUAAAAUUAAGAGAGUAUGGUACAUGGAUUUCUAUACAAGGGUCUUUAAUCCAAAAUUUGAUGAAGAUUUUACAGAAAUAAGACAGGAAUUGAUAGAAACAUUGUCCGAAAAUUAUAACGACUGGCGUGAAAUUGAUUGGAAAACGUUGGCUAAAAAGUUCGAUUCAUUUACAUCCCCAAGAUUGUACAAGAUGUUCACCGACCUUGUGCGAAGUAGAGUUCCGAAAGAAAAGUUGAAGGAUUUUAAAGCUUGCUUGGAACAUCUGAAAGAAAACAGUAAAAGAAAAAAACCAACUUGCAGAUUCAAAUUUAUCCAAGAAGUGUUGGGAGAAAUUGAUGACGAAGAAAGUUAGAGUUUCAAACGAUUUCGUAAUGUGUGGAAAACAGUUAUUUUUGUGUACAUUUUACUGUUUUCUAUAUCGUUUCGGUUAUUAUUUAUAAUGUGUAUUAUAUUAUACAGAUUUUAUGAUACAUAUAUGAAUCAUAUGGAUCUUUUGUUUUGUUAUAGCGUUUGAGACAAUUGAUUGUGUUAUAAUCAACUCAGUUGUUGUAUUUGGAUAGAUCAAUUUUUUGAAAAUAAAACUGAAACGUGCAACUGGUACUACA